Molecule: messenger RNA, 771 nt
Organism: Exophiala spinifera
Lineage: Eukaryota; Fungi; Ascomycota; Eurotiomycetes; Chaetothyriales; Herpotrichiellaceae
Exons: 4
Coding region: 1-771 (256 amino acids)
Cellular component (GO): intracellular anatomical structure
Molecular function (GO): oxidoreductase activity, acting on NAD(P)H, oxygen as acceptor
Source: RefSeq, a predicted model, not a curated record
AUGACUGGACGUGUUGUAUUUUUGACCGGCGCCAAUGGAGGAAUCGGGUAUGAAAUCACGAAGCAAUUUUUGGCCCAGCCAGUGACGAAACUGGCGCUGGUCGUGGCGAUUGACCUUCAUGUCGAUCGACUUCGGGGACUGCUACCGGAGCAUGAAGGCCGGUUGGAGGUCAUUGCAGGGGACAUCAGCGACCGUGCAACGAGCGAAGCAGGUGUUGCAGCUGCCAUCUCGCGGUCAGGCCGGUUGGACUCGAUCAUUCUGAACGCCGGAAUCCAAGGGCCCGUGGGAUCAAUGUUGACCGUAGACGUUGCAGCCUGGAAAAGAGUAAUGGACAUCAACUUCUUCGCCCUAGUACAUUCGAUCCAAGUCGCCGCUCCCCAUCUGCACAAGACCGGCGGCACAAUCAUCAUGACCACCAGCGGUGUUUCUCUAGGGCCCUUUCCCGAGUGGUCUUCGUACGGUUCCUCCAAGGCUGCCAUGAACUACAUCAACCUGUGCUGGCAAAAAGAGGACCCUACCGUCCGUAGCGUGUGUGUCAGACCUGGCAUUGUCGACACAGGUAUGCAGACCGCAGUCCGGACCGAACUCAAGGACGACCUACCCAAAAGUACAUAUGAGUGGCUCAAGGGCGUCCAUGAUAGGGGAGAAUUGCUUUCGCCAGAUGUCCCGGCCAAAACAUUCGUCUAUUUUGCUCUCAAAGGCAUCCCCGAUGACAUGGUCAGCACUAUAGUUGACUACAACGACGGUCGUGUCAACUUUGACGAGGUGUAG